Messenger RNA from Parnassius mnemosyne (clouded apollo), 453 nucleotides. NCBI's taxonomy places the organism in Eukaryota, Metazoa, Arthropoda, Insecta, Lepidoptera, Papilionidae. The record is from the annotation of a GenBank genome assembly.
AUGUCUUCAUUUACCGUUUUUUUAAUAUGUGCACAAGUGUAUUUUAUUCAGAAUGCCUACUGCCAGUGUUUGGGCACCGGACUUGGCUUGGGGUAUGCUCCGGCUAUUGUAGCUGAAAAUGAGAUCGGUUGCGGAGCCACUCUUGCGGCGGAUUUAGCUUACGGUCCCGGCUUUGCUCCUGGCCUUGGAUACGGAUACGGAUACGGUCUCGCUGGUCCAGCUGUUAUGGCAGGUCCCGCUGCGUAUGGUACAGGUCCGGCUUACGGCGGUACUGGUAUAGGAGAGGUAGCGGCCACCGGCGAGAUGCCAGUCGCCGGUACUACUCUUGUCGCAGGUCAGGUGCCCAUUCUUGGUGCCGUGCAGUUCAGGGGUGAAGUUCCUGCUGGUGGUGUGGUAUCCAUAGCAGGAAGAUGUGGCUGUGGUUGCGGUUGUAACGGACCUUAUGCAGCGUAG